Molecule: messenger RNA, 423 nt
Organism: Papaver somniferum (opium poppy)
Lineage: Eukaryota; Viridiplantae; Streptophyta; Magnoliopsida; Ranunculales; Papaveraceae
Product: phosphopantetheine adenylyltransferase-like
Exons: 2
Coding region: 1-423 (140 amino acids)
Biological process (GO): coenzyme A biosynthetic process
Molecular function (GO): pantetheine-phosphate adenylyltransferase activity; dephospho-CoA kinase activity
Source: RefSeq, a predicted model, not a curated record
AUGAAGAAUUCUCUUGAAUUAGAAACAUUACCCACCAAAAACUCAUAUGAAUCAGUUGUUCUAGGUGGAACUUUUGAUAGAUUACAUGGAGGGCACCGUCUCUUACUCAAGGUAAGGGUGCGUAAUUUCAAGGACUACAUCAAUUCUAUUAAACCUGAGCUGAUAGUUCAAGCUGAACCAAUCACAGAUUGUUACGGGCCUUCGAUCGAAGAUGAAAAUUUGGAUGCAAUCGUAGUCAGUAAAGAGACGUUACCAGGUGGAUUAUCUGUCAACAAGAAGACAGCUGAGGAAGGCCUACCGCAAUUGAAGUUGGAAGUAAUGGAUUUACUCUCUGAAGGAUCUACAGGUGAAAAGUUAAGUUCCACGCUAUUGAGAAAGCUUGAGGCUGAGAAGGCUAAACAACAACCGCAACCUACAAAUUAA